Molecule: messenger RNA, 1620 nt
Organism: Adineta ricciae
Lineage: Eukaryota; Metazoa; Rotifera; Eurotatoria; Adinetida; Adinetidae
Source: the annotation of a GenBank genome assembly
AUGUCCGCAAGUAGUGAAAUGCAAAUUCGUCGUACAGCGACUUCACGGCCGACAGGUGCCGGCUCACAUUUAUCCUCAACUGGUACACCAUCGUCAGCUAGUACUCACAAACGAAAACACGACUCUGUUCUAUACAGUGAUGCUGCUGUUCGUUUCAAUGAAAAUAGUCUUGAACAAUGUCGAACAUCUGUUAGUGCACUUUCUGGUUGUGUUGCAGGUAUUAUUGGUUUAACAUCUUAUAAAGGAUUUCUCUUCUAUGGUUUCUCUAUGCUACUAUUAUCAUUUCUUAUCUUUGUCGUCAUUCGACGUGAACAUCGCAAGUUUUUUACUAAUUUAAACCACGUUUUCGUCAAUGGAUUUUUCAAUGAAUCUACUUCGUAUAUGAAAAUCAAGCCAACGAAUUCUCGUUCAUCAAAUUCUUCUUCAACAGCAUCAUUGGUCUACACAAAUAAAGUUUCAGUACGCUCAUCACUGGAAAGUAAUGACUGUUACGCUAUUGAUUUGAGUCUAAAUAGUACUGGAAAUCAUAUUGCUGUACUAACUAUUCCGAGUACAAUUCAAUUGUUUGAUGCAGCAACAUUAAAACAGUUGUCAUCCCUUUCAUCUACUUCAAACAACUUCGAUAGUGCAGAUUCAACAUCGUCAAUUACUAUCAGUGCUAUCCAAUAUGCUUAUGUUUCACCCCAUACUCUACUUGCUUCGACAAAUAAAAAUUUAGUUCUCCUGUGGGAUACAAGAACACCACAACAAGAAACAGUUCAGUUGAACGGAUGUGCGGAUGAACACAAUUUUCUUUCUGUUACAUCUAAUAGCGAAGAUCUAUUAGUCGCUGCUGGUACUGAACUGAAAGGUGAAGAAAAUGUCGCAGUUGCAUUUUGGGAUUUACGUGCACCGAUCAAUAGACAAUUGUUAGGGUAUUACACAGAAUCUCAUUCGGAUGAUAUCAUUCAUGUUGAAUUUGAUCGAACAAAUUCGAAAAAGUUAGUCAGUGGAUCAACUGAUGGUCUUGUCUGUCUGUACGAUGUUGGCAAAUCGACAGAAGAAGAUGCGCUUGAACAGGUUUACAAUGCUAAUGGACCUGUCGCUAAGUGUGGUUUUGCUCAAUACAAUACUGUUUAUGGUAUCACUGCAUCGAAUGCUUUUUAUGUAUGGUCAACAUCCGAUGACGAACAACAACAACAAACUCUUGUUCAGGGAGACACUGAUAGUGAUAUUCUUUCGAAAGAGAUUCCUUUGGAAACAUCAUCGAAAGUGAUUCAUCAUCUUCCAUCAACACAUUCAACGAUUGUUGACUUACUUACUGACAAUAAGAUCAAUAAUCUACUACCAUCUGCUUUUCAUGAAACAAAGUCCAGUUGGCCAUUGCUAAUGUGUGAUCAUAUGGGUAAAAUAAAUAUUACAUUAGUCUCAUCCGAGCAAUCUGAACCAAUCAUAUUAUCUCUUCAUUCACCUCAUUCGGAAACAAUCCGAGCAGCAACGACAUAUCAAUCAUCGCUAUAUUCUUGUAGUGAUGAUGGACAGCUAGUUCGCUGGCAGUCAUCAUCUGCAAUAGAUGAUCACGAUGACAAUAAAAAACAAGCACCAUCAAAGAAGAAAUCAAACAAUCGAAAGCCUUACUAA